AUGACUCUGCUAAGACUACUGCUGCUUUUCGCGAUGGCAACAACAAGCAGUUGCGCUGAAAAUGUGACACAUCUCGUUCCCUCAGACGGACAAAUGCCGCCAUCGUGCGACGGCUGUGUUUGUGUGACGCCUGAUGAUGGAGAGUGCCCUUCUUCCACAACUACUGCUACCUUGCCAACCCGGUUCGAGCCGGAGCAUAUCAGUCGACUGAAGGCAUUGCAGUGGGAAAAUGCUAUAGUGUUGGAUUGCGAUCCAUACCUAGAUAAUUGCACCAUGACAGAUUCCGUUGAAGGAAGUAGCAUCGAAGGAGUGCAAGAUAAUGAUAUUGCCGUGUGUGGAAUGCGCUACAACAAUGUCACUCUGAAUAAGACAAGUGGAUGCUCUACGAGCUAUGAAACCAAGACAUUUUCGAGUCGAGAAGAGCUAGACGCUGCCGAAGGAUAUUUUCUAACGCAUUAUGGAGCAUGUGGGACCUGUAGUUCUACACAGGACCUGGCUGUCUACAUGGAAUUGCAAUAUGAGCCUCUUGGGUUUGAAUGUGGGGCUCUUGCCAUUUCCAAUGAAACCGCUGCGCAGGAAUGCUUUGAAGGCAUUGGAUUCACAAAAGGAUGCGCUGCUACAUGGCUAUACAACACAAUCCACACUCGAGAAAACUGCCUCUCAACCUGCCUGGAUUUCAUUGGAAAGCCACCCAAUCUGGAUGCUCCCCAGUGCCCCUUUAAUGCCUGCCUCGAAUGUGACGAAGUUUUCAGUGGACCCAUCUUUCGAACCACGGCGGGGCGCUCCCGGCGCCGUUCGGGUGUUUUGAGCUAUAUUGCCCACAAUUGCUCCCAACUCUUCUUCGAUGUAAUGCCUACGGAUCCUUGCCCUACGACGACGACAUCGUCCUCCACCGCCGUGUCGUGGCUUGUCCAUCGAGGAACAAUCGUGUCUGCCCUCGGUGCCUUUCUGUCUUUCCUCGUCUCCUACUACCCGUAG
This is a messenger RNA of Seminavis robusta, 978 nucleotides long. NCBI's taxonomy places the organism in Eukaryota, Bacillariophyta, Bacillariophyceae, Naviculales, Naviculaceae. The record is from the annotation of a GenBank genome assembly.